Dicentrarchus labrax (European seabass) is the source of this 4825-nucleotide messenger RNA. RefSeq names its product seven in absentia homolog 2 (Drosophila)-like (gene siah2l). NCBI's taxonomy places the organism in Eukaryota, Metazoa, Chordata, Actinopteri, Moronidae. The coding region runs from base 78 to 1118 and encodes 346 amino acids. Gene Ontology annotation, molecular function: ubiquitin conjugating enzyme binding; ubiquitin protein ligase activity; zinc ion binding. Gene Ontology annotation, cellular component: cytoplasm. The record is from RefSeq and is a predicted model, not a curated record. The transcript is spliced from 3 exons. Gene Ontology annotation, biological process: multicellular organism development; proteasome-mediated ubiquitin-dependent protein catabolic process.
GCGGCAGGCGAUACAAACUGGCAGCCGCCAUGUUGUGUCUCCGGGGGCCCGGAGCGACGUCCGUUAGUAAACAGUAGAUGACGUUACCGCCCGCUCGGCAGUUCACAGGAAGCGGACCGCAGCUGGAAGAGAUGAGCCGUCCGUCCUCAGCCGGAGCCGGAGCCGGAGCCGGAGGACUCGGGGCCGGGAAAGCAGGCGGAGGAAAGCACGGGGGAUCGGGAGGCGCCGCGGCCGCCGCAGCAGCAGCCGCCGCGGCCGCAGCAGCGGCAGUGGCCGCCGGUGUGAGCUCCGUGGCCGGGUCGGGGUCUGCUACCCCUUCCUCCGCGGUGUCCCUGACCUCGGCCGGGCUGCCCGGGCAGUCCCCGGAGCUCACGGCGCUGUUUGAGUGCCCGGUAUGCUUCGACUACGUGCUGCCGCCCAUCCUGCAGUGCCAGGCGGGUCACCUGGUCUGCAACCCGUGCCGCCAGAAGCUGAGCUGCUGUCCGACCUGCCGAGGCCCGCUCACCCCGAGCAUCCGGAACCUGGCCAUGGAGAAGGUGGCGUCCACACUGCCGUUCCCCUGCAAGUACUCGUCGGCCGGCUGUCUGCUGACUCUUCACCACAGCGAGAAGCCCGACCACGAGGAGGUGUGUGAGUUCAGGCCGUACACCUGUCCGUGUCCCGGAGCCACCUGCAAGUGGCACGGCUCGCUGGAGGCCGUCAUGCCUCACCUGAUGCACGCACACAAGUCCAUCACCACGCUGCAGGGUGAAGACAUCGUGUUCCUGGCGACGGACAUCAACCUGCCGGGCGCCGUGGACUGGGUGAUGAUGCAGUCGUGUUUCAGCCACCACUUCAUGCUGGUCCUGGAGAAGCAGGAGAAGUACGAAGGCCACCAGCAGUUCUUUGCCGUUGUGCUGCUCAUCGGCACCCGCAAGCAAGCAGAGAACUUCGCCUAUCGCCUGGAGCUCAACGGCAACCGACGGCGGCUCACCUGGGAGGCCACGCCGCGCUCCAUCCACGAUGGGGUGGCGGCUGCCAUCAUGAACAGCGACUGCCUGGUGUUCGACACCUCCAUCGCCCAUCUGUUUGCCGACAACGGUAACCUGGGGAUCAACGUCACCAUCUCCAUGUGCUGAGGGAGCGGAAGACGGACAUCAUAACGGAGGAUCAGUGUGGGAGAAGUUGUGUGGUUACAGGGACUCCUGUGCGUCCUGCGGCGUCCGUGGUACAGCUGGCUGUGCCGCUGGAGUCGUUUGUUAGCAAAAAACAUUUGAAGCCGUUUAAAGUGCUGAGAGACAACUUCUCAAACAACUCAGCCACAGAAGGCCGGCCCCGCCCCGUGUGAUGUCUGUGUUUGGUCUUUGACGAGUUACGGGACCGAACGGGUCGUCCCUCGAUUUGGCGCCAGAGGAAAAGUGGAAGAAAUCUCCACCAGCGAAGAGGCCUCAGUCCUUCUCGAACCGAUGGAUAAGAGGUCGGGCCUAAUGCUUCAACCGCUGCCUGCCCGGGCCGGAACAUCUGGGCUGCACAGAGACCGAGCCGAGUUUAUUCUCCUGAGCGGGAAAGAUUCUGGUCCCAUCAGAGGAAACCAGAGCAACCCCACGAACCCGACGUGUUCACAAUAUUCUGAUCUUUGCCGUUAUGAUUUCAGCGGGUCUACAGCGUUCACCAGCAGAGUCCGAAUGAACCACAACUGUUGUUUCCAGCUGCAGCGGUUAAAUUGGCUAGCUUACAUUAGCUUAUUGCAGAUAUAUGUGUACAGCUUCACUCAAACUAGAGCUUGCCUGCUAGCUUAACAGUUAGCAACCAAAGAUGUGAUCGCUAAACUGCCCUGUAGCUUUUAAAAUAACCCACUGACAGAAAAAAAAGCAAAACCUCAUUUUAUCUCAUGUUCUCGACAACUACGAAUAAAAUGUGUUUUAGUCAAUGUUUGAAUUAUUAGAUAGAAAUAUAUACAUUGGUCGACUUUAACUCCUGAGUGUGAGUGUGCAUGUCAGCUGAUACGUAAUCAAACUGUAGAUCAGGGUCGGGCGAUAUGUUAACAACCGGCGUGCGUGAGCUGCGCCACCCAGUGGUUUUAAACUCGGAGAUGAGCGGCGAGUUCGUGACAAGCUCUCUGAGCUUUAAUAGACUAAAUAGACUCGCAAAAUAUAAAGAAAGCUAAUAUUAUAACGCCUGUUUUCCUCAUUAAACACUCGCUUCAAACAAUCGCUGACUCUUGGAUAAAUUAGAGAAUAGAAAAUAUUCUGUUGCCGCCGUGUCUUCGCCGUGCCUGGAGUCAGAGUCCUGGUUUGAGCCUCUGUACUGUUGUCAUCAUCAGAACUGGUCCAAAUAAACCCUUAAUUCACCGAGAUAAAUGUGGUAAUAUUCUGUCUCUACUGCUGUGUUUCCUCUCACUCUUUCUUCAGCUCUCAUUCUCCUUUAAUUAGCUAAAUGAAGUGACGCCCAACUCUAGUGUCUCCAUUACGGUUGGUCCACCGCUGAGCUCUAUUUCAAAAUAAAAUAUCUUAAUUAGCAUCUUGGCAAAGAUACAUUAUUUUUCAGGAUAACCCAUACUGUACAUUUCUAACAUAAAACUUUGGGUUAGUCAACAUUUCCGGGUUUGCGUUACUGGUGAGUCGACUAUAUUGAAUCACCUUGAAACACAUCCUUCACAAACGUGAGUAGAAAAUAAAAAUAAAUACAGAAUAAAAGCUGUGAUCCGACUCCAAAGACCUCGACCGCGCUGCUUUAAACGCUGCUGGCAGUUAAAGUGAAGCAGAAUAAUGUGAACACGACUCAGCAGUGGGGCUGAGUGGAAGGUCGCCGGUUCAAAUCCCAGCAGCGGUCUGAGAAGGCCGACUGCGACUGUGCACUUCGGUCCACUGCGGGCUCGUCUCUCGCGCGUCGGAGGUCGGCGUUCGACCUCCGCGGGAACUGGCUGAGCGUUGGAAUCCAGUUAAUCCUCAGACUUUCUUUAAUCUCAGAUAAAAGCAGUGAAAUGGAGGAAUAAUCCUCCCAUCCCUCUUCCUGCAGUCUGUUUAGCCGCCAGCGCCUUACUUUUCUACCGCCAACCUCCUCUUCUUCCCGUUGGUGCUGAUGUGAUUCACCUGACGUCGAUGAAAACUGCCCAGGGAAACACAACCGAGACUGUUUUGCAGAACUGAUGUAAGAAAAAUGUAUUUUAAAAAAACUGCUUUCAGUGACAUUAUUAUUACCUUUUGAAAGCUCAUGUGGCAUUGUGGGUAAAAAAAAAAAAAGAUUUCCCAACAUUCCUUGUCUCUAAAACCUUUGUAGCAACUGACCAGGAAGAAACCAACUUCACUAGAUACCUCUGACCACACUCGUCUGUAACUGAACCGUAAACCCUCAGACCUCCGCGGCGUUUCCUCCGUGUUUGUUUACGGAGAAUAAAACCGCCUCCACCUCCGACGGACACGAUGUUUAAAUGUUAAUAAAUCAGAUCCAUUUAACCAACAAUACAAGAAACUAAAGGUUGAAAGUCGUAUAAGUUCAUAAGUAACUUUAUUUACACGUUUGCUAACGAGCUAACUGCUCGUGUGGAACGGAUUAAUAAUUAUUUCUUUGAUUUUUCUGACAAUUGGAAACAAAACUUUUGUCUACAACAGGGGGAAGUUAUACUAACGUAAGCUAGUUGAAGUUGAGCUAACAUGAACAACCAAACUAACUAAUUUUCUCUCGCGUGUCAAUCCCCAAUUUGUUGUCUAUUGCUAGCUAGCUAAUUAACCUCUUGGCUAGAACACAUUAGCAUUUAUUUUCUAAUUAAUUAACGAAUCGUUAACAAGCUACAGACAACUGAAUAUUAAUGAAACUACUUUUACAAGUUUACUGUGACAAAAAUGAAAAACCUGAUUAACUAGUGUCUUUAUAGAUAACAUUAUUGAUAAUGUUAUUGAUAACAUUAUUGAUAAUGUUAUUGAUAAUAUUAUUGAUUUUACUGUUGUCGGUGGUCAAAUAAGGAAUUUUUUGCUGCAUCAGAAACCUUUAAAGCAGCAUUAAUUAAAAUAAGAUCCAUAAUGAUCCUAAAUGCUUUAUUUUGACGUUCAGGGUGUUUUAAUCUGGUUGUUUUCUGAUGUUACAGUAUAAAGGUUAUUAAUAACACAGAGGAAACGCCGCUCUCUGAUAAUCACUUCCACUUUACAACCCGCCGACUUUCUAUGAAAUGUUUGAAAAUAUUGUAAAUGAAGUUAUAAUGACUAUAUAUUUUCUAAAAACUACAGACUGCUGCGUUUAUUCCUCGUGCUCACUUUGACUUGUAUUUGUGUUGGCGUUUGUUCGGCUGUACAGAGGUUUUGAAAGUAAUUUUUUUUUUAAAGCUGUUUUCUGACAUUUGUUGUGAAUUCUCCGGUUCUGCUGCUGUAGUUUGUCACACCUCAAACAUCUGUACUGAUGGGAAGGAAACAAACUACUCUUCACUUUUUAUUCACAAGAGGUCCUGGAUGAAAUCUCUCAGUACAAAAAUGAGCCACUGUUAGAAAAUAUCUGCUUCUGAGAACGUAAUAACUGAAGGACAACUACGACUCCCAGGGUGCAUCUCACUAACAAACAUCCAAUCAGAGCUUCACAUUCUGUUAAAUGUGCUGCAGACGGCGAGUUUGAGCCUAAAAAGUACAAAUCUGAUCAAAUAUUCAGCAGUUUGGAUCCAUUUGACAUUAAGUAACCAAUAUCUCCAUAGCAACAGCAGCUGAGGCUCAUGGGAAGUGUAGUCCACCACACAGAGGGAAAAUAACCUGUAAAAUACAGUAUUUACUGUUCUGAAGUUACAUCAUCGAACUGUGAUCGGACCUUUGUUCUGUGUUCUGCUCGGUUCUGUGACGUUUCCAUAAUAAAUGGGUGCAGUUUG